Eubalaena glacialis (North Atlantic right whale) is the source of this 1680-nucleotide messenger RNA. Its product is annotated as interleukin-3 receptor subunit alpha-like. The transcript is spliced from 12 exons. Lineage: Eukaryota; Metazoa; Chordata; Mammalia; Artiodactyla; Balaenidae. Gene Ontology annotation, cellular component: external side of plasma membrane; membrane. Gene Ontology annotation, biological process: cytokine-mediated signaling pathway. The record is from RefSeq and is a predicted model, not a curated record. Bases 351 to 1523 code for a protein of 390 amino acids. Gene Ontology annotation, molecular function: cytokine receptor activity; protein binding.
AGCUGCAGUCGUGUUCCUGACCCCAGACUGUAAUUCUGAGUCGAGGCGUGCGGAGGGCUCCUGGACCUGGUCACACCCUCAACACAUUCUCCCCUCCUCCCCCGCUCACUGGGGUUUAUUUUUUAGGGGUGGGGCUGCCCCCCGAGGCUAUAAAAACACUGGUGAGAGAAAAAACAAGGUUUUUUCUCUUUGGGGAGGCUGCCUGCAGCACAGCCGAGAAGCAAGUGAGGAGAGCUCGGGGCCCACCCCCAGGCCAGCCGGACCAACACCAGGAGAGGCUGCCUCUCUCUGGCCAGACCGCGUUCUGCAUCCCAGCUGGCGCCCACCCUCCUGUGGGAGCUGCCUUGGCCAUGGCUUUCGUCUGGCUGGCGGUGUUCCUGGUGGCGUUCCUGGUGCCCGUCUCCGGCCUGCUGCCACCGGACCACGACUCUUACCCUAUGGACAUUUCCGAUCCAGACCCACCGAUUAAGAACCUAAGGAUGGAGCCAGAAAGAAAAAGAUUGACCUGGGACCUCCAUGGAAACGUUUCCGAAAUUAUGUGUUUCAUCAAUUCAAAAGCUUUCACUAAGGCACGGAAAAGCACGUAUUGCAGUAUUGCUGACUUGUCAUGCCAACCGACAAACUACAGCAUCAGGGUGACCAAAGGUCAGCCGUUCUCCACGUGGAUUCAGUAUCCUAGUCAAGAAGGGAAUCCCAGGGCGGCUGCAGAAAACCUGACCUGCUGGGUUCACGACGUGGAUUUCCUGACGUGCAGCUGGGCGGUGGGCCGGGAGGCCCCGAGGGACGUGCAGUACGGUCUCUACCUGGAGAACCUAGACUCCUAUGAGAAGUGGCCGUGCUCCCAGUACACAGCAGAUGAGCAAGGGACAAACGUCCAGUGCCGUUUUCACAACAUCUCUGUGUUAUCCAAGGAUCAAACCCGUUUCCUGGUGAAUGGCACCAGCAGUGGCUCCAAAAUCCCCUGCUCUGAAACGAGCGAUAAAUUAGCCAAAAUCGAGGUAUUAGCUGCUCCCAACAUCACUAGCAGGUGGUGUAACCAAAGCUACUCGUUCAUGCAAUGGCAAGUGAGGAGUCACCUUAACGAUGACCUCAAGUAUGAACUUCAGAUGCAGAAGGGUAUGGAGCUCGCCUACAAACAGGAGAUCUAUAAAGCCUUCUUGGAGCUGAGCAAUCCUGGGACCUACACGGUGCGAGUAAGAGCCAGGGAUGCCACGUUUUCCCAUUACAAACCUUGGGGCCCGUGGAGUGUCCCCCAACACUUCGUGUGUGAGGACGAGGAGGGCGCGCGCCUCCCCGUCUGGCUGACGUCUUUGCUGAUCGCGCUGGGGACGCUGCUCGCUAUGGGGUUCGUGCUCCUGUUUUGCAGGUUCUCGGUGAUGCAGAAGCUGUUCCCUCCCAUCCCUCACAUGAAAGACCAUAUCAACUGCAAACUUCAGAACGGAAGGACGAUGACCUGGGACCCUGACCAAGACAGCCAGGAGGAGUGUCCAGUGGCCGAGGUGCAGGUUCUGGGGGAAACAUGAAGCUGGUGCAGAGGCCCCGCUUUCCGCCAGGCGGAGGGCGCACAGCCUGGUCAUGGCUGGUCAUGGACGUUUCAAGCAGGGUCAGGGAUGGGAAAGCCCAGUGCAAUUGACACGGGGUCGCCUCGAGGAAGAAAGAACAAAACAUGUGUUGGGCUCA